GGAGGAGGGAGAGUGGAAGACGGAGGAGGAGCAGAGCCGGGGCACUCGGCAGGCUGGAGACGACGUGAGAUGGUGAAUGUGGUGGUGUUUGAUAAGCGACGCGCGGCAGAACCGGCAGGAGGUAGAUCCGGCGGGUCAGCGGCCAAUCUCACCACUUCUCCGCGGCCAGCCAUCCUCGUGGCCUCGCGGCGCACCAUCCCUCGCAAGCCCGACGUGAUCGCGCGGCACCGCGGCACCGCGGAGGCGGAGGAGGAGGAGGAGGAGGCGGCGAAGAGGAGGCGGUAUCGGGAGGAAUAAAAGGGCCUCGUGACGGAGGGGCUUCGCACGGCCCUGGCGCGACUGCGGCACUGUACCCCUGCGGGGGGUUCGCUGCCGAGCACACCGAAUCCACCGUCCACCCCGGAACACAAGUCUCAAGGAUGCUCGAGGAGUCGCGAGUCGGCCAACAGAUGCGGCAGUUUGGGGAGUAGCGCGUGUGACACGGGGGAUACAUCGCAGUCGCAGCCAUCGCGGGGGCAGCAGCAGCAGCAGCAGCAGCAGCAACAGCAGCAACAGCAGCAACAGCAGCAUGGAGCCGACAGCGACGCGCGGGACGACCUGCUGUCGUCCGCGAUCCGACGGUUCAAUUUCAAAUCGGCCGGCGGCAGUCGUAGCUGCCGCACGGUGCCGAAAGUCGUGGUCAUGGGCUCCAGCACGGCGUCCGAGACCACGAUCAACACGAGCACCGACAGCGCCAACACCAUGCUCACCAUGGUGACGACGACGGACGGGGAGCAACCGGACGACAGCUUCGACUUAAUCGACGUGCCGGCCGAGAUGUCGCCUCCCGCUACGGCCCCGUCGCAACCGUCCAUCCACAGCGGUGGUCACCGGCACCCCGACGAGAUCGCAGCCAGCCGUUCGCCGUCGCCGGUGUCCCCCAGCUCGCCGAUCUCCGUGGCGGCAUCGAUGAGCCGGCAGACACCGCCGCUGGCGCCGUCUUCGCCCUCGUCGCCGCUCUGCGCCUUCGACGGCACCGAGGCAGGACCGUCGUCGUCGAUGACUCGCCGCAUGAGACUCGAUUCCACGCAACCGGACAACGGUUGCCCCAAGACGACGACCGGCUCCUCCUCGGCAUCGUCGGCAGCUCACGGCGCGAGUAACGGCAGCGCGGACGGCGCUGCCGUGCCGCCGCCCACGCCGAUGAUCGGCGCGCACCAGGAGACCCGCUUCACCUUCGGCAGCGGUAGAACGCCGCCUUUACCGGACCUACGAGCGGCGGAUUUCUUCAGCACCCCCGUGAGAGGCUCCGUGGAUGCGGGCCAGCCCGAUUCGGCGGGCGACCCGCGUGCCUCGAUUCGCAACCUGGUGGCCACGCAAGACAAGCAGAACACCCGAGUGGGAUACCAAAUAGAUUACGCGAGCGUGCAGGUGAACGCGCUCGAUAAAGGGUUGUCGGACCUCAAGCGGAGCCAGAAGAGGCCCAACAUCAACGUCACCUCCAAUCCGCUCGACAUAUCGCUCAUAAGCUCUCAACCGUGCAACACCCAGGGCUGUAACGCUCAAGGUAGCGCGAGCGUCAAGUCGCGAGGACGAUCAGCCGAAUCUCAUCCACUCGUUUCAGCCAUUCAUUCAUGGGUCAGGCUCUUUUUCCCGUUUUGCGCAAUAGGCGGCAGCGCCGGCGCCGGCGGCGGCAGCGGCAAACGAUCCACCCAAGCGACCAUCGUGGUGCAGCAGCCGUCCCUCUCGUUGGACGCGCCCGCGGCGACGAUCCUGCUGCAUCCGGACGCGGACGCGAGACGACGCGAGGAGAACAUGCGGCAGCUGCUGGACGUCGCGAAUACCCUCACCCUGCAGGAGAUACACGACUUCGAGAUGAGAUACGGAAGCCCCCAUCACAGCCGCUCGCAAUCGGUGAAGGCCCCCGGGAGCCGCUCUUCCGGCCGGCCGAAUUACCUGUGUCUUCCGCAACAGAGAUCGCGAGUGGCGAGUAUGCCCAACACCGGCGUGGAGGAAGAAUAUUACAGGCUGCGGCAUUUCAGCAUCACGGGGAAGGGUGUGGUGAACCGGGGUGACUCGCUCAAGAGCCGCAGGUCGCGCUCCAACAACAGCGUCGCGUCCAGCAACUCCAGCCUUUCUUCUAUUCGACGCAGCACGGAGCACCUGACCGCCUCGUAUCCAGGAUCGGCGCGGAACUCGGCGGCGGGCUCGUUGGCGAGCUCGAGGGAGAGCAGCGCGUCCCAAGGCCCGGCGCCUUACCGCGUCCUCAUGCUGGGCGCCCCGGCCGUCGGCAAGAGCUCCUUGGUGUCUCAAUUUAUGACUUCCGAGUACCUGCACGCCUACGACACUUCGAUCGACGACGAGUCCGGCGAGAAAACCGUCAGCGUGCUGUUGGCCGGCGAGGAAUCGGAAUUGACUUUUAUCGAUCACUCCUGCGCCGAGAUGACGCCGGAAAAUUGCAUCGCGUCGUACGAGCCGCACGCGUAUUGCGUCGUCUAUUCCACGACCGAUCGGGCAUCGGUGCGCGCCGCCGAGGAGGUUCUCCAGUCCUUGUGGCGCAGCGACCACGUGUCCGCGAGGGCGGUCAUUCUCGUGGGGAACAAGAUCGACCUGGUUCGCAGCCGACUGGUGUCGACCGAAGAGGGCAAGUCGAUGGCGACGUCUUACGACUGCAAAUUCAUCGAGACGUCCGUCGGCAUCAAUCACAACGUCGACGAGCUGCUGGUCGGUCUGCUCACGCAGAUCCGCCUGAAGCUCGAGAACCCCGAAAGAACCAGGGACGUGUUCCGGAAGCGGUCGCGGAAGAACCGCAGCAAGUCGCCGCUCGGCUCGUGUUCGGAGAACAAUUCGCCUAAGAAGUACCGCGGCAGCCGGACCAGCACCAGUCUGAAGGUACGCAAUCUCCUCGACAAGGUGUGGGCGCGCGACAGCAAGUCCAAGAGUUGCGAGAACCUGCACGUUCUGUAAGGCGAACUGCCGCGCCGAUUGACGACGGCUCGGUAUCGAUUGUCUCGGUGCGUACCCGGAGCGACCUGGCGACGACGCCCGCAGACGGUCGUCUCCAGACUUCCAUUCAAACGUCUUACGCCGGAGUUCGGAGUCUUCGGGGAUGAGUGACGGUGACUACUACUACUACUACUACUACUACUACUACUGCUGCUGCUGCUGCUGCUGCUGCUGCUGCUGCUGCUAUUGCUGCUGCUACAGCGGCUACCGUCGCGUGUCGACGGGGCGACUGUCGCUGGAGAGAGAAGAAGGCAGGUAUCGACCGCUUCGUGAGACAGGCGACUCCGCUUCGAAUGGAGAGCUGGCGCACGUGCGUGUACCACUUUGUAACCAAGAGAGCUUUUCCGGCCGCGAUUCUCGACGUCGCGUGUCUCGUCGGCGGACUUCCUGGACGGCCCGAUAUCUCGUCGCGACGAGGCGUACACGCGCGCGCGCGCGCGCUCCGAGUCGCCAAUUAUCGACGGUACUUUCCGCUGCCCGACGAGGAAUUGAAUUUGAUUUCGCUGGUCGCGUGCGAGCGCGAUUUCGCGUCGAGACGGUGAAAACGGUUUCCGAGUGAGACGCGCGUUUCGGCUCGCUCUCGUGCUCGUCGAUCAUUUCACGAGCCGUCACCGUACUUUUCUAUUGUACUUGGCGCGGCUAACCGGCGGACCCGUCGAGUUGACGAUUCCCCGCGACUCGAUCGUGAUUCUUCGAGCGAGGCGAAACAACACCUCUCAUGGUUCGUAUAAAUGCCGGAUGGACGGGGAGGUGAUAAAAACGCCCUUAAUUCGCCCGACGUUCGUUCGGCGAGGGUGCAAUUUUUGCGAUUACCGUAAAGCGUAAAUAUAGGCCACGAGCAGUCCGAGCGCGUAUCCCCUCUCACGCGCGAAAAGGUCGUAAAGCGAAACGUUCGCGGGGUGAAAGGCGAAGUGCGCGGGGCAAUCGGCUCGUGCAGAUUGCCGCGAGCGAGCUCGUUAUCGCGCUUAAGUGAGGCCAUUAUAGACGGAGAGCUAGGAGAUCGAAUCGAUUUUUAUCGUUUCGCUCGACGGGUCGCGAUUGAUCGUAAACAGUUACGUUCCCCGGGCUCGUGUAAACGCGAGCGACAACAAGCGCGCGAAUUUCCGUUCCGGAAGCCGAGUGUAUAACGAAGCCGAACGGCUAACCGCAGGCUGCGCGCGUUUACAUCUGCCGCGGCGGGCGGCCAGGAUUUCUCCUGGCAUGCGUUUCAAUUUUCCGAAACAAAAUCUCUCCACGUAGAGCAACAAGGCAGCAAUCGACACGGAUAUCCUUCCGCCGCACGCUCGGCUAUCUCGACGGGGAUAUCCCGUGCAGAAUUCCCGGAUAGACGAGGCAAAUACCGGCAGAAGUCGGCCGCCUGUUGCGGUCGUUCGUUCUAACAGUCGCUAAAACACACAGCGGCUCUCCUCGAUCUUUUCGUAUCUGACGAUACGAUAUUCCGCGCGCGCGCGCGCGAGCAAGGUUUCGUGAUCGCGCUGGUGAACGUUCCAGCGCGGAGAAGCUACGGGGGGCUACGACACUUAUACGUCGGGUAAGUAAAGUUUUUCUUAAACGUCGAGGUAAAUGUAAGAGGCGAGGGGGACAUUUUUCGGCACUCACGCACGCACGCACGCGCGCGCCGAUACACAAACACCAAGAUUUUGAUCUUACGGCGAAAGAUGGGAACAUUUCGGAUCGAACGCACGGUGAUCCGUAUUAUUAAGUCGCGCUCGUCGCUCUAAAGCCGCGAGAUCAUGCCGAAUAAUUAAUACUCGUAAAUUUUUCUUCUAACGACACGCCCGACAUUUCAGGGCGUACGCCCUAUGAGGACCACCGCGUUGCGGCGAUACGGUCGGUUAGUGUUGGUAAAAUGUCGCGAUGCAUACUGAAAUUUUCAAAUUUACUCGUCCGCCCCGUUCAAGACAUAACUUCCAUAAUUAUUCGAGGAGCUCUCCCCCUCUCUCUCUCUCUCUCUCUCUGUGUGUGUGUGUGUGUGUGUGUUAUGUGUAUGUGUAUGUGUGUGCGUUCGUCAGGAAAUAGAGAACCAUCUAUUCGGGGUAUAAUUCGAAUGUGUUAUAUUCAUCGCAAGAGCGAGAAUACUCGCUGGAAAUUCACGGCGAGCUUCCUUCCCAAAGUACCUCAAGGCGGGUCAGUUGUUCUAACAACGAACGCAAACCGGUGGGGCAGGAGGGCACCUAUAUAUGAAGCUCCUCCUUCAAUUUUUCUUUAUUGAUUCGGCAGCAGCCAUUAAAGGAGAAUUGAAGCUAUCUCUGAUCAUCGGAUUUAGGUCGGAGGCGUAUCAGCAUGUGUAAGAUAGAAUCGAUGCGAUCCCAGCGCGGAGAAUUACAGCGCGGCCGGAAAGAUUCCGCUUCUAAUAAAGAGAAUCCGCCAUAAAUCGUGGAUCAAGGACGAUGAUUAUCGAGGUAUACGACCCGACGACGACUCAACAAUUAACUCGAAUCGCCGCUGAGCUGCACGCCAAACAGCAGAAAACCCUUUAAUCUGUCGGCAGUCGAGGAUGCGCGCCAAGUGCACGCGAGCGUGUCGGCCAAACAGUCCGAAUGACAAUCUCCUGUGUCGUAUCACGUGUUUGUAAGCAAUGAGAGCUUAUGAGCUCACCUACGUGAGCGGGAAAUUUAUCAGGAUCGGGAUAAAAAAGUGUUUGAAAUUUGCGAUUGGAACCGAGAGACCGGAGGGAAAUUAAAAUUCGAAUGGAAAUUAAACAUAACACAACUUAUGUUUAAUUUCCAUUCGAAUUUUAAUUUCCCUCCGGUCUCUCAGUUCCAAUCGCAAAUUUCAAAUACUUUUUUUUCAUCCGAUAAAUUUCUCGCUCACGUAAGAAUUGAAAAAUCGGUACACGGUACAUAUCCGCGAGAGAUAUCUGAUAUCGAUGUAUUUUUCAUAAAAAUACGCGAUGAUUCCGCACACGCGCCGCAGCUGGGGAUGAUGCACGAACACGUUCAAUUUUCCAUGCGCGCUUUUAGCGAUACGUUACGUGUCGUUUCACGGCACAUGCAUAAUACGAGAGUGAGUCGCAAAACGCGAAGAGUGCGCGGCGACUUUCCUCGUCGGCAAGGUUAAACGACGCGGCGUAUACGCGACGUGAAAUAUGUGUAGAAGGUCAUGGAAUAGAGAGAGAGAGAGAGAGAGAGAGAGAGAGACACACAAACAGAAAGAUAAGUGGUUCGCACCAUCGGCCACGCCGAUUGCCAGAAUUAAAGAGUCCCGAUAUCAGCGACGAAACAUGAAGGCAGAUAUGACGCGACACCCCCGGGAAGAACAACCAAGAGAAUCUAAUCGAGUAGUCGUCACCCCACGAAAGGUCGCCCCGUGUGCGACAAGCAAUUAAUUUCUUAACGAGAUCCCGAAAACUCCGACAGCCGACGUCCCCGUCGUCGCGUCGGAGAAAGCGAGAAUCGAGCCGCGCGUCGAACUUCAACGUCCGCAAAAGGAUCGGAAGUGGGUGCACGCUCGCUUGCGAAAACGAGUCAUUUUCCAGCGGGAAUGGAACACGCCUGUGCAGGCCAGGCCAGGUGAGCUGUGCGCGACCUCCAUUAGAGACUCCGUGAGCGCGUGUGCGAGUGACAGUCCGCAUGAGCGACGUGAAAUCUCGGACCGCUGACGUAACGCACGUGUGCAUGGGAAAGUGUGUAUGUGCGAAGCUAUCGCGGGAUUGCGCGUCUUUUCCGGUCACGACGACAAGCCUGACGAGGUCGCGCUGUUAGCUUUGAUUGCGAGUCGCAUAAUUCGGGGAGCGAUUUGAUUUUCUGUAAUUAAACGCGCGCUUUGGCUUUGGGAUCAGUGGAGGCGAAUCAUACCGCUGCCGCUGUGUUGCUUCUUCUUCUUCUUCCCUCCACUCUCUCUCUCUCUCUCUCUCUCUGUCCAUUUAUCGUCCUUUUAAUUUGACCGCUAAUAUCUAUGAUUCGCGCAAAGUGCGCGACACAGCGCGGCGCGUCCCGCGUGAAACAGCGCGGUUAUUAAUUAUUCUUUCGCGUCCUGCGCGAAUACUCCGGCGUCGCGCCUCCGCCGACGUUGCCCACUUCAAUUAGCUAAAUUACUGCCGAAGGUGCGCGCUAAGGUGUGCCUAUUCAACGAGCUUACACCGGCACGGCUCGCCGCGAUACGUGCCCGCUGAAAUUCUCGCAACUGCACGCAUUCAUUUGACGCUUCACUUUACAAUUCUCUACGUACGUGCGCGGGACGUGCGUGCUUCGGCCUCCCGUUGCGCGAUACGACGUUAUUCUAAAUCCGAUCCCUCUUUACCGCCGUCUAUGUUUCCCCUCCUCGGCCCUCUCUUGCCUUCAGCUUUGAUUCCGUAUACCCCACGUGCGCUAUCAUCGACCACAGCUUUAAGGGUUCUCUCUCUCUCUCUCUCUCUCUCUCGAAUAAUUCAUAAAAAAACGUUCGCGGGAUACUGCCACUCAGGGGGUGGCAACCGAUCCCUCCUGGGUCGCUGCGUUCGCUCGAUGUUGCGGAUUUACCGUAAGACAAAUCGCGCGGGGGGAGUCGCGCUAAGAAACACGGCGCGGCGUCCGAAUGUCCCUUCUUUCCCGUAACGUAACUCCAAUGAUUUUGUUUCUCGUAAGUAAGUAAGUAAGUAAGUAAGUAUUAAAAGCGCGACAACUGCGCGAAAGACUGCCCUUUCUCUCUUUAAAGACGUUCGAGUUAAUUAUAUUCGUCGUUCUUCGCGUGAUACACGAAGGUCCGCUUGAAUCUUUAAUGGCGACGUUCUUCCGCGGUAAUUAAAUCCCCAGUUACGCGGCCACGGCAAAUUAUUACAUACUUUCGCGUCGUCGAGCGAACAACAAACCGCUAAUUAACGCAAACGCAAGCAUCUGGCCUGGGUAAGCUGUGCGACCUAUCGGAAACGUUGGCUGAUUCGCGGACGGGAGUUUGUGUUAAAACCGCGAGGAAAAGAGAGAGAAGGAAGGGGGGAUGUGGGGGGAGCGGAGGAUGAAAAAGAGGAAGAAGAGAGGGAGACAGAGGGAGGGGCGGAGGAAGAGCUUGAGCAGCGUUGCGCUCCCGCGCAAAGGAAAAUUUUUCCCAACAACUCGAAGCGCCUCCUCGCUGUUUUCCAUCACGGCGAAACGGCGACGCGGAAUUCGUGGGCGCAUUCUGUCCGGAUUAAACUACGGCGAACGAAAAUGAUUAUUGUCGGCCGAUACACAACUCCGCUUCGCGGAGGCGAAGGCGAAGGCGAAGGCGAACCGGAUGCUUGCGGCGAGCAGUUGCGGGAAAAUUCGGCCACGCGGCGAACUCCUCGGCGAACGCUCGCGGGAAUUUCCAGCUUCGCGGCGAGAGAUGAAACUCGUCCCGGUCGUCGUCGCGCGCGGCGAAGAAGCGACGCGUAUUUCGCGCGGCGCUCGCAAUUCGUUAAAUGCCGCUGUAUCUCCGUUACACCGCCAAGAGAUACGAUUCAGCCGUUUUUCGUGCCGUGUAUCGCGGCAGCACGGCAUCGCGGGAAAUUCCCGAGAGCCAAGGCUAUUUUCGAUAACGUCCUCCCGCGAAUAAACGAGCGAAUAACGUCGCUCUCCACGCUCCACGCGAGGAAGACGAAUUAUCGUGGCCGUGGCAAAAAAAGCUCCCUCCGACGUUGGCCGACGUUGGUUGCCGGCCGGAGAACGGCCAACUUUCGGACGAGACGUGUGAUCGCUGUUACACGACCAGAUAUGUACAUUCGAGACGACUACCGAAAGUCGGCCGAUCGAGGCUCGAUCGAUCACCUCAAAGAGACAGAAUAUCACAUUGUUCGCGUCGCCGUGCGCGCGCGCUCGCUCGCUCGCACACACGCACGGAGGAGACAACAACGGGGAAUUCGGGGCCAAUUUGUCGAUCGUCCUUGUCCACAGCCACUGACAUUCACACAGCGGACGGUCGUUUGUAAUCUUUGACGCGAAACUCGCCGAGUACCAUUUCCCGCUCGUGGCUGGCCGCGCUCUCGCGUGC
Molecule: messenger RNA, 8910 nt
Organism: Harpegnathos saltator (Jerdon's jumping ant)
Lineage: Eukaryota; Metazoa; Arthropoda; Insecta; Hymenoptera; Formicidae
Exons: 11
Coding region: 682-2946 (754 amino acids)
Cellular component (GO): plasma membrane
Molecular function (GO): calcium channel regulator activity; GTP binding; GTPase activity
Source: RefSeq, a predicted model, not a curated record